AUGGACAUCGCGGACUAUAAAAGGUUCUGGAAAUCUAAGACCGUCAGCUUUCGGGAUCAGUUAAGCUCCGGUGAAGAUCUUACAGCACAGUCUUUGGAUCAAAAGUCAAAGAUGAAGUCAGUCGUUGCCCUCAUGUUCGUCUUCGUGGCUGUGGCCACUGCCAACUACAAUGACUACCUGCUUGGAAAAACUUCCCCCGUGUACGGCAACGCCAACCUUGCUCUCAGGAACCGCUUCGUCCGUUAUCACAAACAGCUUGUGAAACCAGCAGCCCCUGUCGUCACUCGUGUGGUCUCAAAAGUUCACCCACGUGUGGCCACUAGAGUUCUCCCAGUCGCUUCGUCCGUUCUCCCAGUCGCUUCCCGUUUGAUCCCAAGAGUUCGCUCAGUCGCUUCAUCCGUUCUCCCAGUCGCUUCCCGUUUGAUCCCAAGAGUUCGCCCAGUCGCUUCACGUGUGGUUUCAAGAGUUCUCCCAGUCGCCCCACGUGUGGUUCCAAGAGUUCCCCCACGUGUUUUGCGACCAGUGGUUGCAGGCCCAAAACACGUCAUCGACGCCCCAACACUCAAAUAUAACGAGGAAUACAUGUACCGUGGAAAAUACGGCGGAGUCUGCGCCUACGACGGUAUCUACGCCAACGCUGACGGCUUCUCUCUAACAUUCUGUUCCAAUGGAAUCGCCACUGUGCAGCACUGUGCUCCAGGUAGCGCUACCAGCGGUCUCGAUCUGGUGCCAGGAAACGCCUACCGCGGUGCUGCCAUCUGUGACAUCAACCUCAACGACAUAUACGCCG
This is a messenger RNA of Lingula anatina, 790 nucleotides long. RefSeq lists its product as uncharacterized. NCBI's taxonomy places the organism in Eukaryota, Metazoa, Brachiopoda, Lingulata, Lingulida, Lingulidae. The record is from RefSeq and is a predicted model, not a curated record.